AUGAUUUUUAUUAUUAUAUCAAUUAUAAUAGUUUUUGUUGUUGGUACUUUAGUUACUGUACAGGUAAUUGUACCAGCAUUAACCGAGGAUUCGAAGCCAGUGCCGAAAGAACAAGAACAAUUGCCAACCCCAGAAGCCAGGACAUCAACGGAGCCUCAACCACUUACCCAACAUUCAUCCGGUCCUCAAUUAACCAUUCAAAAACCCAUAUCAAAACUAUCAAAUUCGGAUAAUUUAGAGAACCAGCUGCUGGCCGAAAUGCAAGGUGAUGCACCCCAAGCUGAAUCUCAAGUUUUAACGGAAGUCCAACACAGUGUGGAGCCAAAAGAGACAGUUCUUUCACGCCUUCAACUUUCCUUGAAGAACAUCUACAACAUGCCGUCUGAAUACCAGGCCAUAGCAGACCAAUAUAUCAAAAACAUGGAUCAAGUUUACCAAGACACCUUCACUCUAGAAGACCAUCCAAACAUGGACAAGAUCACGUCCUUCGGAAUCGCUCUUUUGCAUCAGUAUGCUAACGACAGCAAGCAAACCUAUCUGCCAAUCGUAGAGCACCUGAUUUCUAAGAUUAACGAGCAGUUGCCGCAGGGAAAUGAAUUAGUCCAUCUCCCAACAAAAUGGAACCAGAAGUACUACUUCUUCUGCGUGAGGUUAACCCGCAUGCUGGCCAUGUUCGAGAUACUAAGCACGAACGAAUCUAUCAAGACGAUUUGCCAUCAGAGAAUCUACCAGAUUACUCCCUUUUUGUGGAAAUCGCUUGAGUGGGAUCACCUGAUGGGCAUCCAAAAUGCGUGGAUAGCUAUCCCUCGACUGAUCACCAAUUUUCUCAAGGAAACAAAGACGUAUGAGAAGGAGACACAACCGAAUCACAUAGGAACAUUAAAGCAAAUUAUGAAGGUCGAAUUCCUGAAGAAUAUUGAUGCAAUAAAUCUGGAUGGAAUCUGGAUAGAAAAGUCCUGUAUCUUCAAUGGUGUAGCAACCUACUGGCCCCUGGUCGAAUCCGGAACGUUCUACGCUUCAGUAUUCAGAGCUUUAGGUUUCGAAGCGGACAUCGAUGAUGUCACCCAGAAGAUAUUAGACAAGAUUCUUCACCCUUCGAUGGAUAUCAUCCCCCUUGGCCUUUUUGGAAGACAGUCUGAUAUCAGGAUCACCAAGACUCUGAAGACGAAUUGGUCAAACUAUCAACGGAAGGCUGGGCUGGAUAUUGGGAUCUUCCCAGUCGCUGGGUUGGGAGUGUUUAAAUCUAAGGAUUUUGCAUUCUGGGUUCGCGUCCAACGCUGGUACAUAGCGGGGUACGAAGCCGAUCAAGUGGAUUUUGAACUGGCUGGAGGCUGGAUUCAGAUGAGGAAGCUGUACCUCAAAAGUAUCGAGCAGAGUUAUGAAAGCAUGACCUGGCAGAAGAUAAAGAUGCAGCCGGGUGUGAUUUCUAAUGAAGAUGGCAGCGAUGACUUUGAAUAUAUGAAGCCACAAAAGGAAGAAAAGGCAAACUACCCCAUGGAUGUGAUCUCGCAUGUUGGGACGUUGAUGGACGAGGGAAGGCGAGUGUUGUACUGGAAGAACGAGUACAAGUUUAAAAGUCUGUUUGGCAUGAGCAAAAUAACGGAGUUUGGGGUGUGCACUGACAAUGGGUUAGUGAUGCAAAUGGAAGUGCUAAAUAAAACGGACAAGAUACUGAAGAUUAGGAUAAAAGACGACGACGCUCAUGGCAUGGAAUUCGAUUGCCGAUGCUCGGAUUCGAAUCAAAAAUGUAAUAAUGGGUUUGUGACAGUUGGUAAAAAUGAUUCUAUUGUUGUCAACUGGAGGCAAGUUUUCAAAAAAGAAGAAGAUGAUCAUCCUCAAGAAGUUACUCGGACUACCAAGGGGCACAUGACGUUUAAGUUUGGAGGCGACGAUUAUGUGAUUGAGUCAAGAGAUAAACUCCAUUUUGUGAUCAAGAACUCACAGGUGUUACUCGCGGGAAGUUUUGAAAAAUCUUUGUCGUACAUCAUUGAAUAUGGCUAUAAGAAUAGAGCGAUAAAAUUCGAAUUUAAUCCUAACACACUCAUGUAUAAGGCUAUCAUAUAA
Cotesia congregata is the source of this 2064-nucleotide messenger RNA. The record is from the annotation of a GenBank genome assembly. Lineage: Eukaryota; Metazoa; Arthropoda; Insecta; Hymenoptera; Braconidae.